Molecule: messenger RNA, 351 nt
Organism: Mangifera indica (mango)
Lineage: Eukaryota; Viridiplantae; Streptophyta; Magnoliopsida; Sapindales; Anacardiaceae
Product: ADP,ATP carrier protein 1, mitochondrial-like
Exons: 2
Coding region: 1-351 (116 amino acids)
Biological process (GO): mitochondrial ATP transmembrane transport; mitochondrial ADP transmembrane transport
Cellular component (GO): mitochondrial inner membrane
Molecular function (GO): ATP:ADP antiporter activity
Source: RefSeq, a predicted model, not a curated record
AUGAGGGGACAAUCAUUCCUACGUGACUUCUUGACAAAUGGCCUCCUUUACAAGGAUGGUUUCUUCGCUAACUUUGCCCUUGUUUGGCUUAUCACCAAUGGUGCAGGUCUUGCAUCCUACCCCAUUGACAUUGUCCGUAGAAGAAUGAUGAUGACAUCUGGUGAAGUAGUCAAAUACCAGAGCUCAUUGGAUGCAUUCUCUCAGAUCUUGAAGAAUGAAGGUGCCAAAUCCCUCUUCAAGGGUGCUGGUGCUAACAUUCUCCGUGCUAUUGCUGGUGCUGGAGUUUUGGCUGGAUAUGACAAGUUGCAGUUAAUUGUGUUUGGAAAGAAGUACGAUUCUGGAGGUGCCUAA